Molecule: messenger RNA, 2283 nt
Organism: Metopolophium dirhodum (rose-grain aphid)
Lineage: Eukaryota; Metazoa; Arthropoda; Insecta; Hemiptera; Aphididae
Product: LIM and SH3 domain protein F42H10.3
Exons: 9
Coding region: 596-1576 (326 amino acids)
Cellular component (GO): focal adhesion
Molecular function (GO): actin filament binding
Source: RefSeq, a predicted model, not a curated record
ACACAAUCGCCGCCGCCGCCGUCGCUGCACUGCUGCAGUCACCGACACCACCCAGCUCCCCCCCCCCAAUUGCCCGGAUGAGAUCAUCGGGCACGGUGUGUCUAAGAGAAGUGAAAGGGAAAAUCGUAUUAUUAAUAUUAUUAUUAUCAUCAUUAUUCAACUAUAUCUAUAAUAAUAAUAUAACGAUAUUGGUCCAUCGCUGUAGUACAGACACUGUAGGCGCACCGUUCCAUUAUCAAUAUUAUUAUUGUUAAUGCCGUGUAGGUAAUAAAUAUUCCGCCGCUCUCGAUUCAACAGUUGUAUUCGGGCGUUUAGCUAACGAAAUCACCAAAGAGCGGUGUCCGACGCGCACAAAAGAACAUCGAAUAUUAAACGUUUCGAAUAAUUGUUCGUCUGUUUUCGUUUACUGUGUAGGUACUAUACUCCGUACUUUAUUGCGAACGAGAAAAUCGAAUCCAGCAAGUUUUGUUGUGUAGCAGACACUUACAGUAGUGGUAGUGUAUGUCCAUACAUCUACAAUAUACUGCUGCAACGUUUAUCAUAUUAACGUCUUAAACGAUUGUCGUUGUGUCGUAAUAUUGGCGACGGUUAGAAGAUGAAUAAAAAGUGUGCCAGAUGUGAGAAAAUUGUAUAUCCCAUUGAAGAGCUCAAAUGUCUUGAUAAGGCUUGGCACAAACAAUGUUUCAAAUGCCAGUCCUGUGGCAUGACAUUAAACAUGAGAAAUUACAAAGGAUUCAAUAAAGAGCCUUACUGUGAAGCACAUAUUCCAAAAGCAAAACAUACAACUGUAGCUGAAACACCAGAGUUAAAAAGAAUUGCUGAAAAUACAAGAUUACAAUCAAAUGCGCAAUAUCAUGCUGAGUUUGAAAAAACUAAAGGAAAAUUAACGCAAGUUGCAGAUGACCCAGAAACAUUGAGAAUAAAAGCUAAUUCAAAAAACAUAAGUAAUGCAGAGUAUCAUGGUGAUUUUCUGAAGAAAGCAGAGAUGGAACAACGUAGGCAUUUAUCUAAUGGGAACAAUGCAGCAAAUAAUAAUGAACCACUAAAAAAAAAUGUCAUUGUGAACAAAACAAUUCAAGAAAUCAAUCAUAGUAACACUGUUAAACCAAAUAAAGUACAGCAAAGUUAUAACAGUGGAAACACUAGGUAUGCGCCUCAAAAAGUUGAAAAUACACAACACCACCCUAGAGUAGAAGACUCUUCAGCUAAAAUUCCUGCAUGUUUAAAUCGUCAAUCUUCUACUUUAAUUUAUUCAUCUGAUAGUGGAGAUUUAAUUACCAGUUCAUACAACAAUCACAUUGGUUCAAUAGCUGACUAUGAUCCUAUUAAAAAACAACCAUCAUAUGGUGGUAUUAAGUAUACUAACAAUUCUGAAAGUCAAAACUAUAACCUUGGGAGAGUGUACCGGGCUAUGUACGAUUAUGAAGCUCAAGAUCUGGAUGAAGUUUCAUUUACUGAUGGAGAUUUAAUUGUCAAUUGUGCCGCUAUAGAUGAUGGUUGGAUGACUGGUGUUGUACAGAGGACAGGUGAAUCUGGUAUGCUACCAGCUAACUAUGUUCAACCUGCAGCAAUUUAAUUAUGAUUAAUAAUUGUGUUACAUAUUAUUUGUUUAUGUUUAUAAUAUGGUCAAAACAUAAUAAUUUUAUAUUAAUAGUAAUUUGUUUCUACUAAUUCACAAAGCUAAUUUAAUAUGUAUUGCUGUAGGUAAAGAAAUUAAGAGCCACUAAUUUAUGUGAUAUCAAACAUGUUAAACUAAAACUAAUAUAAGAUCACCUAUCAUAAAUAAAUUAAAUAAUACAUUCCUAAAUUUAAAAAAAAACUAUUAAGUGAAAAAACAUUCCAGUAUUUGAACUAGUAUUGAUAUAUAUUUAUUUUAUAACUUAAAAGUAAAUCUUUAUAUUAUAUGCACUAAUAAAGUGAUUAACAUGAGGUUAAAAUUAUUUUAAAUUUAUACAUAACUAUGAUAUAUAUAUGUGCUUAUUCUUUUUUAUAUAAAUUAAUUUAUUUUUAGUCUUAAUGAAAGCAGUGUUUUUUUCAAUAUUGUUAAGACAAAUUCAUGAAUGUAUAAGACAAAAUCUUAGUAAAUUAACUACCUUCCUAGUAAUUUAUGUUAAUACACUUUUAUUUUAGUUUACAUAAAUGUCUUCAGCUUGUAUUACAUGCUGACAAUGAAAAAAUAAAUAUUUAUAAUAUAAUUAAAUCUUAUUUUGAAACAUUACCCUAUAUAGUAUAUUAUUUAUUUUUGGGUAGAUACAAACUACUUCUGUUAUUCCCAUGUUUGUU